ACUAAACAUGGUCUCCCGAGUGUAUGUUGAAGAAUUGGCCAAUCCAAACCAGCGUUGAGCUCCUGCAAAGGUCCUGAUUCGCAAUAUGCAUUGGUGACGACUAUCGUCGACUACACAUUAACCACGAGGCAUGUAUCGUGAGGUUGGCGGUUUUCCGGCUGGUGAAGCACUAGCCCCGCUCUUCACUCUUCACUUCACUGCAUGCUGCCUAGAAUCUUCCUUCAUCCAGCUUGCCUCCACUCUCUAUCCUUCACCCACGUCCAACCGCACAGUCCUUCGCUAUGCGACCGAAGGACGCGAACUCUAACAUGAUAGUGCCUCAGAUCAGGGACAUGAGCUUAGACGUUGUGACGAUCCGGCUUGAAGACACAGAAGUCGUCGUCUACAAAGCAUGGUUGACAGGCGUGUCGCCAUACUUCAAGAAGGCUUUCGACGGAUCGUCCAAGGAGGCUGAAGAGCAAGCUAUCACUCUUGUCGAUGUCAGCGAGAGGAUCUUCCGCAUGUUCCUCGGCUGGACGCAUGCGCACAGCCUGCAGUUCCCAACAACUUCAGCGGCACUUCACCAUGAAGUACUUCUGACUCCCGGCGAGAUCGAGUCGCUUGGCAUUAUGCCUCGCGAAAACAAAGAGACAGCCACUGUUGGUAAUUGGUUUGCGGUUUUCGACGAAGAAGACUUUCACCCAAGGUCUCAAGACGAAGGCGCAUACCACGACAGCACAGCGUGGUUGCACAAUUGCACCUUGUUCAGCCUCACAAUAGCUCAGCUCUACGUGUUCGCCGACAAGUACUCAGUGCCCCAGCUCCGUGACGAUAUCCUGACUGCCUUCGUCGGCCAGUGCUGGAGAUGGAACUGGUGGUCGAACCAGCAGACAGACUCCAAGAUCUUCAUCCACAACAACAUCCCGGCAUCUUCAAAGUUUGUCAAGUUCCUCGCCUACUCGAUUGCAUGGACAGGACCUCAAUCAGUGGAGAAGGGCAUUGCUCACAAAUUGCGGGCUCUGCAACAGCUCAGCCCGGAUCUCGCAAUCGAGGUUGGCAUAGCGCUCGCCGAGAAGGUGGAUCUGGGAGCUCUGAAUGAGGAGUCUACGAUUUCGGUCUGUACUGCUGACAACAUCCCCAACGCCUGUCCCUUUCACGAUCAUGAGGUGCUGGAUCAGGAGCAGUGUCGCGAGCGCAUUGCGAAAAGGCCACACGUCUUCACGGCCAUCCUACAAGCGUGCGCUCACGAUGUCAUGAGGGAGACGGGCAGUGACCGAGGAUAGAUCACCUGUCGAGGCACUCGAUGCUGGAGAAGUGGGCUGCAGGCCGUCGAUAUCAGGCUCUCAAUUCUCCAUGGAGCUGGAUGUCAAAUAAGCUGUACAGUAGGAAGUGACCAAUGAACUGAAAUUACACAACCCUAGUCGAGGAGUACAACAACCUAACGGUAGCUGCAUAUCCCCAUCUAACGCUCAAGAUCACCUGCAUAUGACACCAGGUAUGCAUUCCGCCGAGCCUCGAAACUCUACGACCAGAAGCCGCACUUGCCUGCAAUGGCGCUAGGUACGCGAUGAUCCCCGCAUGCUCAUGCAGGAGCCGCCGGCUGUGUGGACCCUCACCGGAUGCAGUCUCUGAACAUCCCCAGGGUCCGAUUGACCGCGUCUUCCGUUCGCAGCGAGGAUAGUUCCGGAGUCGCGAAGAGUCGAAACAAUGAAUUGAAUGACCACUGAGUGCCAAGACCGACAGUGUCGCUGUGAAACGUUCGCG
Messenger RNA from Boeremia exigua, 1743 nucleotides. RefSeq lists its product as uncharacterized. Gene Ontology annotation, molecular function: protein binding. The transcript is spliced from 2 exons. NCBI's taxonomy places the organism in Eukaryota, Fungi, Ascomycota, Dothideomycetes, Pleosporales, Didymellaceae. The coding region runs from base 282 to 1262 and encodes 326 amino acids. The record is from RefSeq and is a predicted model, not a curated record.